This is a messenger RNA of Vanderwaltozyma polyspora DSM 70294, 648 nucleotides long. It is a transcript of the gene CIN4, whose product is annotated as Arf family GTPase CIN4. The record is from RefSeq and is a predicted model, not a curated record. NCBI's taxonomy places the organism in Eukaryota, Fungi, Ascomycota, Saccharomycetes, Saccharomycetales, Saccharomycetaceae. Gene Ontology annotation, molecular function: GTPase activity; GTP binding. Bases 1 to 648 code for a protein of 215 amino acids. The transcript has a single exon. Gene Ontology annotation, biological process: protein folding. Gene Ontology annotation, cellular component: microtubule cytoskeleton; cytoplasm.
AUGGGGUUGCUUAGUAUAAUCAGGAAACAACAGAUUCGAGAUCAAGAGAUAAGAGUGUUAGUGCUUGGAUUAGAUAAUGCAGGGAAGUCUACCAUAGUUUCCCAGCUGAUGAGAGGUGGUGGUAACCCAAACCAAGAGGUAGAUAUAUGUUGUGCCCCGACGAUUGGAUUUGAGAUCAACAGUGUUAAAAUAAAUGGUAAACUGAUCAAUAUAUGGGAUGUUGGUGGUCAGGAUACGUUGAGACCAUAUUGGGAUAACUACUUCAUUGGUGGUGGAGGAGGAGGUCGCCAGAUGUUAGUUUGGUGUGUAGACGUAUCUGCGGUGGGCCGGGUAAGACUUCGGGAGAGCAUCGAUGAGCUGAAGAAGCUGGUGGAUGCGAUCACUAAUGACGACAGUGCAGGUGAUGAAAACGGUUGCAGGGUGCUUGUCGUAGGCAACAAGGUCGAUUUGUGCGAGGACGAUCCUGGGGUCGUUGAGCGUGAGUUGGAGCACACAUUGUGUACCGAGAUUGGCACCAGCUGUGGAGACGGACCAGCCCCAACAGCACCAGCAACAGCAACUGCAACACAACUGGAGAUGAAAGUGGUCACUGUGAGUGGUAUCACUGGAUACGGAAUAUCCCGACUAGAAGCCGAGAUAGCAGGGUAA